Papilio xuthus (Asian swallowtail) is the source of this 5083-nucleotide messenger RNA. It is a transcript of the gene MED1, whose product is annotated as Mediator complex subunit 1. Bases 236 to 4978 code for a protein of 1580 amino acids. Gene Ontology annotation, molecular function: transcription coregulator activity. NCBI's taxonomy places the organism in Eukaryota, Metazoa, Arthropoda, Insecta, Lepidoptera, Papilionidae. Gene Ontology annotation, biological process: regulation of transcription by RNA polymerase II. Gene Ontology annotation, cellular component: mediator complex. The transcript has 13 exons. The record is from RefSeq and is a predicted model, not a curated record.
CUUUAGCCUGUCACAUCAUGUCACAUAUUUGAGUUAAUUUUUUUGAAAAGAAUCUGAUUAUAAGUAUUUUAUCAUCAAUAUAUAUACAAAUAAUAAAAACAUCAGUCCACGGAAAAUGUAUCGAUAAAAUAGGUUCUAAAAACCAUACAUGGUCUGUUUUGAAAACCAUCUGUGAUUCUAGUGGUGUUAUCAAUUUUGUUUGUUGUUGCAUUAUUCCAAAUCAAGUUUUCUUACUAUGACGGAGACAAAACCAUUAGCCAUGGCGACUACCAAUGGUCUCAUGGAUAAGUCAAAGGAACUUCAAAAGGAAAUCCUCAUGGAAAAAUUGAGGUCCAAAACAUCACAAUAUAAAAAUUUAAAUGAAACAUCAAAAGCCGUGCGUAUGGCAUUGCUGGACAAACGAUGGGCGGUAGACAGUGCAGACAGACAGAUUCUACAGAAGUGCUUAGACAGCUUACAACAUUGUAUAAAAGUCGGCUCUCUGCAAAGUUUAAUAGAAAGACUUGAAUGUCUAUCCAGACAGCUUGGGUUAAAAUUUGUGGUGGGCACAUCAGGAGUGAAUCUCUUCAUAUCAUCAGAUAUGUUUUAUCUAGAAAUACUCGUUGAAUCAUUGGGUUCUGUGAAAGAUGUAAAAAUUCAUCAUGAAGGAAAGAUUGAACAGCAGAGUUGUGAAGAAAUGGUGGCAAGUAUAACUCGUGGAGAUUUUGCUGACUUCACCGCUCAGCUAGAAGGUCUAAUAGCGGUAUAUCAAUUAAAUGCAGAAAAAAAGGUAAAGUGCAAAGCCUUCAGUGCUCUGCAGAGUUUGGAGGAAGACUUAUGUACCCUGCGGCAAGUGCAGAGUUUCAUCAAGGAUCCUUGGGCCCAGGUUCACAAGAGCCCUAUUGGUUUUCUACAGAAACGCAGAGGAGGACAUGCGAUGCGUCUGACAUACUUUGUAUCACCAUACGAAUUACUGGACAAAGAGAAAGGUUUGCAACCAUUGACAACUGAGCUGCUAACAUUAGGCAAGCCGGCAGCCUCCAGCGGUCUUGCUUCAUUAGUCGCGCCCUCACAUACGCCUGUGGGCUAUUCCGCGACUAUUCUUCUAGAAGGUUCCACAGCCAAUAAACUGCAGCUCUGUCCGAUUAUUUCAAGUGGACAGAGAUCAGGAAAAGGUAAUGGGCCAGUGUACGCGCCACUGGUGCCGCAGAACAGCGCGAUGCUGCCAGCAUGUUUCACACUGCGUCUCUCACAGCCCAUGCCGCUCUGCACUGGACUUGCCAAGCUCAUACAUGCCACCACUGAGGUGGAGGUGUCCGGGGAUUGGGGAAAUGCCAAACCUAUGCUGGGCCUUGUAGCGCAGCAGGCCUACAACAAGCUAGCGCCCGGCAAGAUCGUCGAGUUGAAUCUCAGCAAAGGACUAUUUGUGCACUUGCCGGAGCAAACGCAGUGCUACUUCAUAUGCGAGUCGCGAGGACUGGAGGGUUGCGUGGUACGCAGCGUACCCUUCACGCAUCCUUCGCACGUGCCGCCCCUGCUCGCCUGUCUCAGGCAGCAGGCGCUGUUCAACACUCUAAUUGCCUCCUGUGUCCGCCUGCAGAAUAAACAAGUGGUGGAGAUGGAGGGCGUGGUGAUCCUGGAGGUGAGCGCGGUGUCGUGGCAGCACAUCUCGGUGUCGCUGGAGCACCCGGCGGACGAGAGCGUGGCGACGCUGGAGCUGUCGCUGUCGGAGCCCGCCGCGCCGCGCGCCGCCGUCUGCACGCUGCACGCCCCGCCCAGCGAACACGUCGACGAAUACGUCACGCGCGUACUACAAAAGAGCCACUCUAUACCUGUCACUCUAAGGUCGUUGGUGAAGAUCUGGAAGAUGGAAGCGAAGCAGAUGAACGGCAACUACUCUGCGCUGGAUUCGAAUUUUAGCUGCGACCUGGGCGGGCUGGACCCCGGGGGUGAGCUUCGCCACGAGCCCGCCGGCCUGCACGGCCGCGCCCUCUACCCCAACAACCUCAACACGCACCAAGGAGGUGCAUAUCUAUCGGAGCAACAGCACCAUCUCUCGAUGAUAUGCCAAGAUCCAAACUCCAGCGAAUCAAAACCGCAAACCGACGAGCGUAAGUCAAAAAAGAGGAAGUCCGACAACGACUUGUGGUCCUCUAGCCAGAAGAAGGGGAAGCAGGGCAUCACGGAAGCCGCAGACUCCGAAAGCGACAGUGACAACUCGUAUGUAAACGAGGACGAUAACACGAUGAAUAGUAACUCGACCAAUGAGGAAGGGCCCGAGUCCUCGGUGUCGCAGAACGAGUUCGCGUCAGACCUGGAGCUGUCCGGCAUGGACCCGGCCGACGCGCUCACCGUGCACGAUAACAGGUCUUCCGACAUGGACAACUCCAAUGAUGGUGAACCCGAAGAAAUGAUUCGGAAUUCUUUUCACAAGUCUGAGCACAAAAGGCAAAAGUUAAAAAACAAGGAGUCCGAAUCGAGGAGCAGUAGAAGCUCGGCGUCUUUGCUGCUGGACCUGACCGACGGUAAAUCUUACAUGCCGUCCUCAGUCAGCAUCACGCCCAUAGGGUCCAGCUCCUCGAGCGCCGCGAACGCGGCCUCGGGGACAAAUUUGUCCUCGAUGUUAUGCCUCGACCGCCGCCCCGGCAUAGAAAUUAUUCCCAUAUCCUCCGCCACCCCCGCCACCUUGCCCAGUUCCAUUACCAUUACUCCCAUAACCUCCUCACAGCUUAAGUCACUCGACUCCAGGUCCGACAAGAAAUCGAGCAAGUCCAGCGAGGAGCGCAGCAAAGAGAAGAAGAAGAAAAGACGCAGGGACGACUCCAUGGGACCUCCCGAAAAAGUCCCACCGAAACAAGACCCGCUGACAAAACCCGUAUCGGUGAGUAUUAAACCUACCGACGGGUCCCCCAUGCGGCCCUCCUCCCCAAACUCUAUUCUGAGAAAAUUUAGCCCAAGCCCCACACACGGCAGGUCCGUGUCGAUCACAAAGUCCCCGAGCCCCAGCUCGGUGAAAAGCUUGGGCAAGCCAACCGGCACGUCCAGUCACCACAGCAGCCCGCGACACUCGCCAGUACAAAACAGCCCCAAGCACCUCACAGGAUACUCGAGUCCAAAAAACCACAGCAUCUCCUCCCCUAAACACAGUUCCUCAGGAUCGGGAAAGCCGAGCAUGUCCACGUUAAAGUCGGCAACUACUGGCUCUCCGUCGGGUAAAUCGGGAACCACGGGAUAUGACUUAUCAAAAAAGAUCUCAAAAGACAGCUACGGCUCCAGUUCGAUGACGUCCAGGGAUAAGGAAAAGAAACAUUCCGGAUUGUCUUUUUCUACUUCGGAUCGUAGUAGUCCCAAGUUAAAGAAUCAAAUAAAGCUUAAACAACUGGAAAUCACUCCGGUUUCUUGCGACAGUCCCGUCGCCGAGCCAUUGAUUUCUCCACCCAAUAUAGAAGUAAACAAGUCUAACACACCGUCAAGUCAGGCGCGCAAUAGAAAAGGCUCGCUCAGCGCGGUAAUCGACAAACUGAAAUCGGCUCACCACAGCGCCGACACCGACAUCGGUAGUGGAAAAUCUGGCUCCUCCAGCAGUGCAAACAAAUUCAGCGACCCAAAAACCAGCGCAGCCGGCAGUAGUAUGAAAAUAAGCGAAAGUAAAAACCAGGAGUAUAUGGUCAAGCCCAGCUCGGACGGAAUGAAGAUCACGAUUAACAAAACUAGAUCUAAAGAAUCUAGUAGUUCAAAACUUAACUAUAGUUCUAAUAAGCAAUCUUCGCCUCAAUUAACUCCACCGAGCCAAGGUUCGCCUAAAACCCACACCGGGCUUAAGCCGGGUGUUAUAAGUGGACCGGCAUCUAAAAAAACACAGGCGAUGCAAUCCUCUAAAUCUGGCCUGUCCACCAGCUCUACCCCGCCGAAAAACAAUACCAGCCCUUCCGAAUCAUCGAGUUCAAGUAGUGUCCCCAAAGUGCCUUACUCGAAGUCUUCAAGCGGCGGUAGUACCGGAAUCAAUCUGUCUAAGUCAGCGUCAAAAACCAGUUCGGGCUCGCCAAAAAAUAGCAAUUCUGAUUUGUCCAAAAUUAUAAGGGACAGAGAAAGGGAAAAAGUUAGAACCAAGUUAAUGAGCAAUUCGGAAAAAUCUAUAUUUUCCUCUAAAUCUGAACGUCAUUCCAGCCCUAGCAGUUCGAGGGAUGACGUGGACGGAGAGAGGUUUAAAGCAUCCAAGGAAGCUAAUUUUCUUGUCGAAGGGCUCAUAAAACCGUUGGAUACAAGCAAAUUUCAAAUACCCAAAUUGAAAAACCAAAACACUCCGGAUAAAAAUAGUCCCGUCUCGCAAUAUGAUAGUCGUUCUUUGGUGAAUGAUUUUGCGCGAACUUUGGAUCAAAACAAGUUUCCGUUUUCUCACUUUGACAAUUCUAACGCUAGAAAUCCCGAAAACCUACAGAAAUCUAGUUAUACUUUAAACGUACCAAAGCCUCUAUUAAACAUGGGUGCGAUGAGCCCUAAAACCGUUUCAUCGAGCAAACUGGAUCAAGCUGACAGAGCGGAUUUUUCAAAAAACUUAGAAGGUCUAGGGAAGGGGGAGAGUCCUCAAAGAAGUAAAGACGAUUCAAAGGAGGGUUUUCCUGGGGCUUUCCCGAUGAUGCCACUAGAUUUCAAGACUGAUAUGGCUAAGGGGUUUCCUGCACCGAAAGGUAGCUCCGAGGACAGGAAAGGUGCUGACUCUUGCAUGAAGCCGCCGGCAAGUGGAUCAGUUGCUAGGAGCGGAGCGACGACGCCUCAGGAAGCUGCAGAAAUGUUGCUAGACUUCUCAUCAUCGUCUGGGAGCAAAGUGUCCGGUAUGGUGGCGGUUCGGCCCGUUUACCCCGCAUCACCGGCGCUGGCGCUGCAGCUGGCCAAGAGCCCCGCUCCUUCGCCGCUGGUGGCGCCCUCGCCUCACUCAAACUCCCCCUGCAUCACGGACGACGAGCUCAUGGACGAGGCGCUAGUGGGCCCCGGAAAAUGAGAAAUUAUUGCCUAUUCUGUAUUUUAGGGUUGUACAAGAACAACAAAAGUCAUUGUUGUAGUAAGUCUUGUAUAAAAUUACGAAACCUUUAUAUUUUUCUGGUUA